Molecule: messenger RNA, 2497 nt
Organism: Pseudophryne corroboree (corroboree frog)
Lineage: Eukaryota; Metazoa; Chordata; Amphibia; Anura; Myobatrachidae
Product: pendrin-like
Exons: 20
Coding region: 1-2328 (775 amino acids)
Biological process (GO): transmembrane transport
Cellular component (GO): plasma membrane
Molecular function (GO): secondary active sulfate transmembrane transporter activity; chloride transmembrane transporter activity; bicarbonate transmembrane transporter activity
Source: RefSeq, a predicted model, not a curated record
AUGGUGUCAGCAAAUAUGGAUUUGCCCAAAACUGGGCGCACUCAAUAUCUGGUUAAAAGGACGGUUUAUUCUGAGCCGUCCUUUCAGAAUGACAAUGAGAAGAAAGAGAAAAUACGGAAAACUUAUCGGCAACGGAUGGCAAACAGCUGCAGCUGUUCAGCUAGAAGAGUCCUCUUGAUUAUCAAAUCAAUUUUUCCUAUAUUGGACUGGCUGCCCAAGUACAGGUGGAAGGAGUGGAUUGUAAGUGACAUCAUCUCUGGAGUGAGUACCGGACUGGUGUCAACGCUGCAGGGGCUGUCGUUUGCUCUGCUGGCUGAGGUCCCUGUUGGGUACGGCCUGUACUCCGCUUUUUUCCCUGUACUGAUAUACGUCUUUCUGGGGACAUCCAAACAUCUUUCCAUAGGGCCUUUUCCUGUGGUCAGUUUGAUGGUCGGUGCGGUAGUUCUACAACUGGCCCCAGAUGAAAACUUUAUGUUACCUGGCAACAAUACAGGGCUGAAUAUCACAAUAAACGAGACUGAAAGAGAUUCACAAAGAGUCUUAGUUUCGGGAACACUCUGUUUCCUGAUCGGUAUUAUACAGCUGGCGUUCGGAGUGUUGCAGAUUGGUUUCAUUGUACGAUAUCUUGGAGAACCAUUGGUCGGUGGAUUCACAACAGCCGCAGCAUUCCAGGUUUUAGUAUCACAAAUUAAACAAGUGCUCAACGUUCCAACUAAAAACUACAAUGGAGUGCUAUCAAUAAUAUACACAAUUAUAGACAUCUUUGCCAACAUUAAAAAGACCAACAUCGCUGAUCUCAUUGCGGGACUUCUGGCCUUCAUAGUGUGUGUGAUAGUGAAGGAAUUUAACGAAAAAUUCAAGCACCGGCUCCGCGUGCCUAUCCCAAUAGAAAUUAUUGUGACGGUGGUGGCUACAGGAGUGUCCUACGGAGCCAAAUUAGACAAAAAGUAUGGAGCUGGGAUUGUGAAGACUAUCCCCAGUGGGUUCGUGCAACCCAUUGCUCCAGAUGUCUCAAUGUUUUCCCAAAUGAUUGGGUCUGCGUUUUCCAUUGGGAUUGUAGCGUACGCUGUGGCUGUGUCUGUGGCAAAGGUCUACGGCACCAAACAUAACUACCCAGUGGAUGGAAAUCAGGAAUUUAUUGCAUAUGGGGCCAGUAAUCUAUUUGGUGGCAUCUUCUCCUGCUUCUGUGGUAGCACUGCACUGUCACGGACAGCAAUCCAGGAGGGCACUGGCGGGAAAACCCAGUUUGCCAGCUUGUUUUCCACUUUGGUGGUGCUGAUUGCAAUAUUGGUACUCGGGAGGCUCCUGGAACCGCUGCAGAAGUCGGUUUUGGCAGCCAUCUGUAUAGCCAAUCUGAAAGGAAUGUUCUGGCAGGUUCGUGAUGUACCAAAGCUGUGGAGACAGAACAAGUGGGACUCUGUUAUUUGGGUAGUCACAUGCGUCGCAGCAAUUGUACUUGGCUUGGAUUUAGGGUUACUGGUUGGUUUGGUGUUUGGCUUACUGACUGUCAUCUUGCAAGUCCAGUUCCCAUCUUGUAGUUCUCUAGGGAAUGUCCCCAACUCAGAUCUCUACAAGGAUGUGAAAAUCUACAAUAACCUUAUUGAACCAGAAGGAGUUAAAAUAGUUCGGUUUUCCAGCGGCAUUUUCUAUGGCAACAUCGAAGGUUUGAGAAGUGGCAUUAGAAGAAUAGUCGGCUUUGAUUCCGGCAGAGUUUUUGCAAAGAGAACCAAGGCUUUGAUGAAGAUCAAUAAACUUAUUAAGAAAGGGCAGCUGAGAACUACAAAGAACGGCGUCAUCAGCACAAUAGGCAUUGAUAACAUGGGGUAUGAACCAGAAGAUGACCCAGAAGAUCCGGAAGGAUUUGAGAACUUAGGAAUUACAACAAGACAAGUUGAGAUCCAAGUAGACUGGAAUUCGGAGCUGCCCGUCAAAGUGAACGUUCCUAAAGUCUCCAUUCACAGUAUUAUUUUCGACUUUAGUCAGAUAACAUUCCUUGACGUGGUGGCCGUUAAAGUCUUGAAGCUGAUAUUUAAAGAAUUCAAGAGGAUCGAUGUAGAUGCUUACAUUGCAGCCUGUGAUGAUAACAUUUUUAAGAAAUUGGAGGUCUGCUAUUUCUUUGACGAAACCAUCACGUCUGACGUCUUCUUUCUCUCGGUGCAUGAUGCGGUUCUGCAUAUAGAACAUGAACGGAAAGUCAAACAUGCGCACGAUCCCAUACUGGAAAAGAUUUCAUUAAUGAAAGAAUCUAUAAACCCCUAUGACUUUACGGAUCCAGCAUAUCAGCAGCUCCAGGAACCAGAUGAGGCAAUGAGAGCAUUGGCAUUCUGAAGAAAGCAAAGGAUUCGUGGUUGAUGAUUAGAAUUCGCAUUUAUCGGGAAUAUGCAUCUAUUACUAUUCUCCCCUUCACCUUGUCAUUAAAAAUUAGACCUAUCUGAUAAAUGAAACUGAUUUAAAAUUUUAUUUUUGCCCUACAUCCCUUAUUUGCCUUAUUUGCACU